Rhagoletis zephyria (snowberry fruit fly) is the source of this 771-nucleotide messenger RNA. NCBI's taxonomy places the organism in Eukaryota, Metazoa, Arthropoda, Insecta, Diptera, Tephritidae. The record is from RefSeq and is a predicted model, not a curated record.
AUGUCAUCCAGCACUGCACAAACACCCACCAAUGGAGGCUCAAAAGAACUACCCAAACAAUCAAAUGACAACAAAAACUCCAAAGGCGAUUUUGUUGACAUCUCCACAGAAGUUUAUCCUGACCGCACCGGCAACUACAAUUCGGGAAACUGGGGCGAAAGUUACAUCAAAAUACGAUGCCAGUCUAAAAUCGCUAAAGCUAUCGAGUCUAGUCCACUUGUAAAGCUAAUGCUGAGUGCAUUGAAAUCCAAAGGAUGUGAAAUCGACAUGAAUCGUCAUAUAGUUUGUGAAAACUGCUCUGAAGAAGUUACCGGUGGUUAUGAUACUGGGAACAACCAAAUUAUUGUUUGUCAAAACCGAGUGUACACUGAAGAAAUGACACAGGCUGUGAUUAGUCACGAGCUAAUUCACAUGUUUGACUACUGUCGUGCCAAAAUGGAUUUUGGAAAUCUUGAACACAUCGCUUGUUCAGAGAUACGAGCUGCCAAUUUAGUGCAUUGUUCAAUGACUAGUUCUAUGUUCAUUGGAACAACAACACCGUUCAAAGUGGCCAACACACACAAAGAAUGUGUCAAGGCAAAGGCACUUGCUUCACUGUUGGCAGUUCGCAAGGGUUUUCCAGUACAAGAAGGCGUUGACAUCAUUGACAAGGUUUUUGACCGUUGUUACAAUGAUUUGGAACCUAUUGGCCGCCGCAUUCGCCUCAACUCCGAUCACAUGAAAUGGGCAUAUCGUGAACGAUUUCACUACAAUUACGACAACAUUGUUUAA